AAUAUGUAGCAAGAAAACAUGGCCAUACACAGAGGAGAAAGAUAAUGUCCACUGCUAUCUUUUUCUCACUAACAAUCCCUCCUGGACAAGACCACCUUCAUCAUCAUUCUUUUAGCAGCAGGAAAACUUCUACAUGCUCCCAUAAAUCUCUCACCUUUAGAUGUUCUUCUGCGCCUUCAUCACCACCUUCUUCUUCAGUUGAUGAGACUGUCUCUAAAUCUGAAUCAGGCCCAGUAUUCCCACUCAGUGGUUGUAAAGCAUGCGGGAAAGAGGAAAUGGAGAGUGGAUGUAAUGGCGAAGGUAGGGUUCAAGGCGGGAUUGCAACUGUUCCAGGCUUUGGAUGGUGGCCUAUAAAAGCUUAUAGACCUUGUCCGGGGUUUGUGGCUUCUGGUGGGAGGUAUAUGCGACAAGGGCAGAGCAUGGAUGAGGUUGCUGGAUUAGGAAGGGUGGAGAGAGCAGUGGAAAAGGUAGUAGUGGAGAAAGCAGCUUCUGUUGGAGAAAAUUUUGAUGAAGCUCCACCUAGCAAGAAAAAGAAGAGGUCGAAAAAAGUCAGGAAGUAGAUACUAGCGCCAAUGAUACGUCAAGAAGUAUUCUUCAGGAGGGUGAUUAAAAGUCUGCAAUGUUCAGAUUAAUAGGUUGAUUGGAAUAGUUUUUCUAAUUGUAAAUUACAUUGUGCCUUGAUAUACCACGAGGAACUAAACAUUCCAAUUCCAAACAUUUCAAGUAAGGUUGAUUGGAGCAGUCUUCAAUGAAUUGCUCCUCGCUUGGAAUGUUCUCUAUCCGACUGUCGUAUAGUCUGCAUUAAAAUUUAUAUCCCGGUGCUCUGUUCACUGCUAUCUGCAAUAGUUCAGUCAUGUAAUACAAUUGCUUGGGAGAACAAAAUUUAUUCUUUGAUCGCCA
This is a messenger RNA of Daucus carota subsp. sativus, 900 nucleotides long. RefSeq lists its product as uncharacterized. Gene Ontology annotation, cellular component: chloroplast. The transcript is spliced from 3 exons. The record is from RefSeq and is a predicted model, not a curated record. The coding region runs from base 45 to 560 and encodes 171 amino acids. Lineage: Eukaryota; Viridiplantae; Streptophyta; Magnoliopsida; Apiales; Apiaceae.